AUGUCCACCACCACCCCAGAAACAACCCCCAAUGACUGGGAAAAUCCUCAAAUAUUCCAGCGAAACAGACUUCCGUCCCGUGCCUAUUUCAUUCCCAAAGAGUCCAUGUCAUUGAACGGCCGGUGGAGGUUUAAUUUCGCUCCUUCUCCUCUGCUGGCGCCUAGUCCGGCCAAUGACGGAGAUUAUGAGCCAACAGAAUGGACGAGCAUCACCGUUCCGGGUCACUGGCAACUCCAAGGAUACGGCAGUCCCAACUACACGAAUACAAUAUUCCCAUUUCCCGUUGACCCGCCGUUCGUUACGAGCCAAAAUCCCACGGGCACAUACCACAGGUCCUUCACCGUGCCACCCGAUUGGGAUCCGUCCUCACAGCUGCGUCUUCGUUUUGACGGAGUGGACAGCGCGUAUAACCUCUGGGUGAAUGGGAACGAAGUUGGAUAUGCACAGGGUAGUCGUAAUCCUGCCGAAUUUGACGUCUCCAAAUUCGUCAGCCGGACUGCAUCAAACGACUUGGUAGUGCGUGUCUACCAGUGGUCUGAUGGAUCUUAUAUCGAGGAUCAAGAUCAAUGGUGGCUUUCCGGCAUCUUUCGCGAUGUCACGUUGCUCGCGUUCCCAUCUGCGGCUCGUAUAGAGGAUUUCUUUGUCAGGACGGAGUUUGACAAGUCAUACAACAACGCUGUUUUAAAAGUGACAGUGAACCUUACCGCCACAGUACCUGUCAUUCUGGAAGCGACUCUACGGGAGCCGUUGAAAACGCAACACGUGCUCGGAUAUGACGAGGCGACACAGAGUCAGUCUGGAAGCAUCAUGUUGAAUAUCCCAGUAAAAUCCCCACGAAAAUGGACAGCAGAAACACCCAAUCUUUAUGACCUCCAGAUUGCCCUGCGGUCUGCAACAGACGAGACACAUACGCUCCAGGAGAUCAAGCACAGUGUGGGAUUCCGGCAAGUGGAGAUUGUCAAAGGGAACAUCACCGUCAAUGGCUCCCCAGUCCUCUUCCGUGGUGUCAACCGCCACGAUCAUCAUCCGCUUUUUGGCCGGGCGGUGCCAUUGUCAUAUCUCCGAGAGGAUCUCCUCCUCAUGAAGCGCCACAACAUCAACUCUGUGCGGUGCUGUCACUACCCAUCUCACCCUAGACUGUAUGAACUCUGCGACGAGCUCGGUCUCUGGGUGAUGGACGAAGCGGAUCUUGAAUGCCACGGGUUCUACGACGCAGUGGCACGCCCGCUCGAUAUUCCCGAAUCCAUGGACUACGAUAAGCGCAAGAAGUUGACCUUUGACAAGGCCGCUCAAUUCACUUCGAACAAUCCAGAGUGGAAAGAUGCCUACAUUGAUCGGGCCAUUCAAAUGGUCCAGCGUGACAAGAAUUACGCCUGUGUCGUGAUCUGGUCACUGGGAAAUGAGGCAUUCUAUGGCCAAAACCAUCAGCACAUGUACGACUAUAUCAAGGCUACUGACCCAAGCAGACCUAUUCAUUACGAGGGAGAUAUGGAGGCCCAGACGGUAGAUAUGUUUUCUUACAUGUAUCCAUCCGUGGAUCGGAUUACCAAAUUGGCCGUUGCGGAAGGAGAUGACUUUGUCAAACCGAUUGUGCUCUGCGAAUAUGCCCACGCAAUGGGUAACGCACCUGGCGGACUGGAAGAGUACAUGGAGGCUUUCCGCCAGCAUCGCCGGCUGCAGGGUGGUUGGAUUUGGGAGUGGGCCAACCAUGGCUUGUGGGAUGAGAAACGGGGUUUCUAUGGCUAUGGAGGAGAUUUUGGCGAUACUCCCAACGAUGGAACAUUUGUGCUGGACGGCCUUUGCUUUAGCAAUCAUACACCGACUCCCGGCUUGGUGGAAUUGCGCAAGGCAUAUGCUCCCGUGCAUGCAUGGUAUGCCAACGGUACAAUCUUCAUUGAGAACCGGCAGGAUUUUUCUGGGCUGGAUCAUCUGCAGGCAGUUUAUCAGGUCGAGAACUUGGGAGAAGAAUCUUUUAUUAUUGCUACCGGCAGCCUCAACCUUCCAACUGUUAAGGUUGGAGAGCGUGCGGAAGUGCCAUUCAACCAAGACUUUCCCGAAGUGGAAGAUGGAGAGAUCUGGCUGACCGUCAGCUUUCAAAACAAACACCUCUCGCCGUGGGCUCCAAAUGGACACGAAGUGGCUUGGUUCCAGCAUCCUAUCAAGACUCCCGCCGUCAGACCACGUUCUUUCCCAGAAUUCCCCAUUCAAUUCGAGUCCACUCGCAGUGCGCAUACAAUCAAAGGCUGCGACUUUAGCUUAUGCUUCUCACGUUCAAUCGGUAGCUUGACGAGUUGGACCGUGAACGGCUAUCAGCUGCUCGACCCAGACUCCAAGACCGGAGUGGCGCUGUCUCCAGGCUUCUGGCGCCCUCCAACAGACAAUGAUACUAUGUCCGGGGCCCUUGACGAGCGACGUCGAUACGGACUAGAUGAUAUGCGAGCGCAGCUGCGAAAUAUGCAUAUCUCGCGAGUCGACAACACCCGCCUCAAGAUCGUGACCGAGGCUUGGCUGGCACCCCCGGUCCUUGCCUGGGGGUUCCUAGCGACUACCACCUAUACGAUCGCUGGAGAUGGGUCACUGAGUGUCACGGUACACCUCAAGCCUAAGGGGCCAAUGCCAAAAGACUUGCCUCGAAUGGGCCUGGAUUUACGCCUGGUCGACGGACUCGACAAUGCAAAAUGGUUUGGACUGGGUCCCGGCGAGUCUUACGCGGACAAAAAGCGCUCCCAGAAACUGGGGGUCUACAAGGCUCCUACAGUGCAGCUCCACACGCCAUACGAAGUGCCGCAAGAGGGCGGAAACAGGAUGGAAACCCGGUGGGUGCAACUCAGCGACCACAGAGGAUGGGGUCUCAGGGUCUUCCGAAAUCCCGUACAGACGGACAAGGAUACCACGAGUUGCUUCCAAUGGGUUGCAUCGCGCAAUAGCGCAGAGCAGAUCGAAGCCGCCAAACACCCCUGUGAUCUCGUUCCUGGGAAGACGGUGCUCGUGCGAAUCGAUGCCGAGUCCAGCGGUGUGGGCACUGGGGCUUGUGGACCGACGACUUUGCCGAAGUAUCUCGUUGCUUGUGAGGAGCGGGAGUUCCAGUUCCAGUUUGUUCCAUCUUUCAGCGAGGGAUUUUAG
Penicillium lagena is the source of this 3123-nucleotide messenger RNA. Its product is annotated as putative beta-galactosidase. Gene Ontology annotation, cellular component: beta-galactosidase complex. Bases 1 to 3123 code for a protein of 1040 amino acids. The record is from RefSeq and is a predicted model, not a curated record. The transcript is spliced from 3 exons. Gene Ontology annotation, molecular function: beta-galactosidase activity; carbohydrate binding. Gene Ontology annotation, biological process: lactose catabolic process. Lineage: Eukaryota; Fungi; Ascomycota; Eurotiomycetes; Eurotiales; Aspergillaceae.